GUUUAUUUAUGAGUUAAAAUUGCCGCACUAUUAUUUUGAUCUUAUUUUUUUUGUUGCCAAUUUUCAAAUUAAAAUCGAAUUUGAUUUUUGGCGGUUAAUUGUUUUCCGAUGGAAUAUGAUGAUCAAAAUGAUGAUAUUAAGAUAUCAAAAAAUAAUGAAGAAAUUAUCGAAUCAUUGGAUAUUAUUGAUGAUAUUGUAAAAGAAUUAAGUUGUCAUCAACAAAUAGAAUCCAAACAAGAUGAUUCUGAACCGAUAAAAGAUAUUGUGACCGAUAAUAACAUAAAAGAAACGAAAGAACCAACCGAAGAAAUAACCAAAGAAGAUAGAAAAUCUGUAAAUGAAACGAAAAUAAUAAAACUUGAAAAUGAUGAUAAAAGAAAAGACAAGACAAAUGACGAUUUUGACGAACCAAUUCUUUCGAUUCAAUUUCCAGAUGUUAUUCAUACAUCAAAACCAUCAUCAUCAUCAUCAUCAUUAAACAAAGAAAAUGAUCAAGAUGAUAAAGAAGAUCAUACUGGUGAUGAUGAUGAUAAUGAUGAUAAUAAUGGUGAUGAUGGUGAUAAUUCAUCUAUGGAUGAUGAUCAUGAUGAAAUGAUGAAAAAUUUACAAUCCGAUCAUUUUGAUGAUGAAUCAAUGGAUGAUGAUAAUAAUCGUUUAUUAUGCGAUAAAUUAGAUUCAUUAGAAUAUAAAACUGGUUUAACAUUAUUACCGAAAAAUGGUACAAUAUUAACCGAUAUUGAUCCAACAACAUUAUCCAAACAAGAACAAAAACAAUUGAAAGAAAAAUUACAAGAAGAAGAACGAGAAAGAAUGCAGGUGUUGGUUUCUAACUUUUCCGAGGAACAAUUAAAUCGCUAUGAAAUGUAUCGUCGUGCUGCAUUUCCAAAAGCAGCUAUCAAACGACUCGUACAACAGAUAACUGGAUGUUCAGUUUCACAAAAUGUUGUUAUUGCUGUAUCAGGUAUAGCUAAAGUAUUUGUUGGUGAAAUUGUUGAAGAAGCAUUAGAUUGUAUGGAACAAAAUGGUGAAUCAGGACCAUUACAUCCGAAACAUAUUCGUGAAGCUGUACGAAAAUUACGAUGUAAAGGCAUAAUACCAAGAUCAAAACAACCGAAUCCAAAUACAUGGAUAUAGGAUCGAAACAAACAAACC
This is a messenger RNA of Dermatophagoides pteronyssinus (European house dust mite), 1152 nucleotides long. RefSeq names its product TATA-box binding protein associated factor 11 (gene Taf11). Gene Ontology annotation, biological process: transcription initiation at RNA polymerase II promoter; RNA polymerase II preinitiation complex assembly. The record is from RefSeq and is a predicted model, not a curated record. Gene Ontology annotation, molecular function: protein heterodimerization activity; RNA polymerase II general transcription initiation factor activity. Gene Ontology annotation, cellular component: nucleus; transcription factor TFIID complex. Lineage: Eukaryota; Metazoa; Arthropoda; Arachnida; Sarcoptiformes; Pyroglyphidae.